UUUUUUUUUUUUUUUUUUUUUUUUUUUUUUUAUAAAUAGCCCACUAUUUUUUUUCGCAUCUUUUUUGUUUCCGUUAUUUUAUAUAAAAAGGCUUCUUUUUUUUGUAACUCUUUUUCUCAAAAAGAAUCUUCAAAGAAAAAAUAAAACUCACUGACUCGAGUCGUAGUAAUUUUUUAAAUACAAUAAUGUCUAACGCUAUUGUGUCUAAUGUUUAUCGAUUUGUGAUUGACGAUGUCAUCAAUCAAGUACGUGGUGAUUUCGAGGAUAUGGGCAUAGACGAUGCUAUUUUGCAGGAAUUACAAAGAUCUUGGGAAUCAAAAGUAGCUAGAUCUCGUGUAGCCAACUUUGGUUUUAAGGACGAUGGUUAUUAUGACGAAGAUGGCGAGAAUUCUGCUGCGGCCAAUAAUUCAAUUCCCAAUCCUCCAGCGUCUCUCAAUACGAAUAAUGGUAAUGAACCCGCAUUACAGUAUCCUUCAGAAUACGCUGGUCAACCUGCUGCCGCUAGUUUAGUUAAUUUGGCUACCGCUGCUGGUAGAUCCCAACAACAGCAACAACAACAGCAACAACAACAACAACAUCAACAGCAACAGCAUCAACAACAUCAACAGCAACAACAUCAUCAUCAACAACAACAACAACAACAGCAACAACAGCAACAACAUCAGCAACAGCAACAACCACAAGGUUAUAGUCUUCCACCAAGAAUGAUCCCUGACCCAAGUACUCUUGCUAAUCAAUACCAAAUGAUGCAACCUCCUCUCAACAAUAGCGAUAGUUCAAAGAACCUUCCCGAAUUACAAUUACCUGGACUUCCCAGACCAAAUCUUCCUCAAAACGAUGGUGCAAAUGAUGAAUUAACUACUCGUGAAAUUGAUCAACGUAUUGAAGAUAUGAUUCAAACAAGUCAGGAAGAAGAGGAAGAGCAUGAAAUUACAUUUUCUGCCUCGUCGUUCUCGGGUGAACCUCUUACAUUAGAAUCUCUUCCUGAUAGUGUCAAAGAGUUAAUGAAGGAAGCUAGAGAGAGAGCCAUUAAGGCUGGUGCUUUAAAAUCAAAAACUCGUAUUCCUCAAUUGGAUGGUGAAGGAGAGGAGGAAGUCGCUGACGAGGAUGAUAUUAAUUCAGACUUGGAUGACACUGACGAUGACGAUGACGAUGGAGAGGGAGGAGAGGAAAUUGAGCAUAUCAUCUUGUGUUUAUAUGAUAAAGUUACAAGAACAAAGAAUAAGUGGAAGUGCAUAUUAAAGGAUGGCAUUAUGUUGGUCAACGGUAGAGACUAUUUGUUCCACCGUGCAAAUGGUGAUUUUGAGUGGUAAAAAAAAAAAAAGAAAAAAAAAAAGAGAAAGAAAUAAUAAAAAAAAAAAAAGUUUUAUAUAAAAUAAAAUAAUAUACA
Messenger RNA from Mucor mucedo, 1390 nucleotides. Its product is annotated as transcription factor IIA, alpha/beta subunit. Gene Ontology annotation, cellular component: transcription factor TFIIA complex. The record is from RefSeq and is a predicted model, not a curated record. Lineage: Eukaryota; Fungi; Mucoromycota; Mucoromycetes; Mucorales; Mucoraceae. Bases 186 to 1313 code for a protein of 375 amino acids. The transcript is spliced from 7 exons. Gene Ontology annotation, biological process: transcription initiation at RNA polymerase II promoter; transcription by RNA polymerase II.